AUGGUUCAUCAUCGAAAGCAAAAGACCCCGAUGUGUCAACCUCAGAGAUCUGUUUCCCUUCCACCCAUCUGUGAAGUCGAGAAGGUCAUGUUCGAGUGCACUCAACCUACCCAACAUCCUGCUAUAACACGAAUUACGACACCGUUGCCAUUUAGCAACAACAUUUCCAAGAACUUGGCAUGGGCUGCCGCUUUCAUCGACCGUGCCGGUCAUCUGACCAAGGACUAUGAGCUCCUUGAGAAGCGACUCCAUGCUGCCAUCGACACGAUUGGAAAUGAUGCGAUUGAGAUGACACUCUUGCGCCAGCAACUUCGUGAUCAGUCUCGCAGGGUUCAAAGUCUUGAGUUGAAGGUGAGCGGGCAAGCCAACGAGCAGCAAGAAUUGGAGCAACGCCUAGCAAACACCCGCGACUUAGCUGCCAAGACAGAGAGCGAUCUGACCAGCAAACUUCGAAACACCGAAAGGGCCCUUCAGCAGUCCAAAGCAGCUGAGGGUCGUCUCAAGAACAAGCUUGAUAAGACACUCCUCGAAGAGCAUGAGAGAUGGGAACGGGAGGCUAAGCAUGACAGAGCCGACCAUGCGUCUCUUGAUGCAGCCUACGAUGCUCUUGAAAAGUCUCAGCAGGACAAGACUGCCUUACAGUCGGAACUGGAUAACAAGAUCCAAGAGCUAGCAGCAACGAAGCACGAGCUGAAUGUUGCGCAAGAGGCUAUGAGCACUUGCAAGGCAAAUUGCGAGGAGAAGAGUUCCCAGAUCGAAACUCUCACUCAACAAUUGGCUACCGCAAACAGAACAAACACUGAGCUCAGCGCGAGUAUUGACAGUACCGCUGCUCAGCUGACCUCAAAGAACCAGGAAAUAGCAGACCUUACUGAGUCUCUCAACCAGGCUAACAAUCAACUGGCGACGGCCAACCAGACUAUUGCCCACCAGGCCAGCACCAUUGCCACACUCGAAGCUAGUCUAGCUGGUGUCCAAGACGAAAGAGACCAGAAGCUCAAGCUUCUGGAAGACCUUCAGGAAUCCACUCAAGCAACACAGAAGGCUCUCCAGGACAAGAUCGAUGAGUUAAGCGCACAUGAUCUUGAUGAUCACCAACGACUCGAGGCAGCCACCGAGGCCAAGAGACUUUCUGACGAGUCCAUCAAAGACCUCCAAGCCAAGGUAGAUGCCGCCAAUGCCCAUGACGCCGAUGUGCAGGCCAGACUCCAGGCUGAAGAAGAGGCUAAGCGAGCGGCGGAGGCUGAGCUUGAGCGAGUCAAGUUACAACUUGAAGAGGCCAACAAGCCCAAGCUUCCCAAUACAGUGACUCUUUCGAAUCCGAUUCCAAUUGUGGGCAGCCUAGGCGGAGCCACCAAUGACUUUGACGAUAUCUUCUACCCAAUCGUUUCCUCUUUCCCUGUCACCAUCUAUGGUCAUUCGUCCACCAGCAUCUUUGUGUCUAUCAAUGGUCUUCUAAGCCUUGACACUGGUGACCGGACAUACACUCAUCAGCCUCUUCCCUUCCGCAAUGGUGGUCUUCCAGCCCAUACUUUGCCCCCCUUCUGGUGCGACCUGUUCAUCUACAAGGACACUCCUCAAGGUAUCUAUUACGAGAUUGUUGGUCAAGCUCCCUCUCGCUCCCUUUGUGUUGAGUGGUAUGUCUCUCGCUACGGAGACAAGGACCAGUACUACCAUUUCCUGGUGUUGCUCGAAGAAGCCAGGCCCAACAUCGUGACUUAUAAGUACUUUGAGGCCCUAGACAAGGGUGCCAAGUGCACUAUCGGUGCACAGGGACCAGACAGCGCUCAACAAUGGUCGUACAAUGAGACAAAGGCGCUGCCUGGUGUUCAGGUUGUUAUUGAUACGGGUUCCGGCUCGGUGACCGAGAGUACUUUUACAAUUACUAACUGA
This is a messenger RNA of Fusarium venenatum, 1893 nucleotides long. Lineage: Eukaryota; Fungi; Ascomycota; Sordariomycetes; Hypocreales; Nectriaceae. The record is from RefSeq and is a predicted model, not a curated record.